CGUAUGUAGGUGCAUUCGAUCAUUUCUCAAUUCACCUCUCCUAAGCAGCAUCAACUUCCUCUCGACCAUUUCCGGCGACAUUCAGCGAUUCGAUCACUCUUGUGGGCUGUACUCUCAACUCUGGUUAUACUCCUCGCACCCACGGGUGUUACUUCAUCCGACUAGGAAACCUCGAGGAAGAACUGGAAGUUUGGUCCCACCUUCCCGGUUCAUGCGCCGCUGGCAGAGUACGAUGAUGAAUAAGAGACGAAGUUUACGAGGCGAUACCACCAAGAUUGACACUAAACAGGCCAACACGGAUGAUGAAGAGCGAGCGGUAUCUUUAUCAAACAUUGUGGAGCGUGCGAAGACAGCUCUGAACGGGGCCAAGGCCACUGCGUCAGUUAAAGCGAAAAAAUUGUCAGAACCGAUUCUGGAGCGCUUGCUUAAAAUACUUUACAAAAAGGGAGAGACGCCCGUUAGCAUUAGAGCUAAGCUUAUGGGAGGGGGCAGUGACGACAACAGAUUUGCUCGUAUGUGCAAAACUUGGUCGGAGAACGUUCGCGCGAAAACGAAUGCUCCUCAGUAG
Phytophthora nicotianae INRA-310 is the source of this 568-nucleotide messenger RNA. RefSeq lists its product as hypothetical. The record is from RefSeq and is a predicted model, not a curated record. Bases 212 to 568 code for a protein of 118 amino acids. Lineage: Eukaryota; Oomycota; Peronosporomycetes; Peronosporales; Peronosporaceae. The transcript has a single exon.